AACAACCAAAAUAUCAAUACCAAGAUUUAAAAUCCAAAAUUAAAAUGAAAUUUAUGAUUUUAUUUGCACUUCUCGUGGUGGUUUUAGUGGCGGGUACAACAGCGCAACGUCCUCGUAGAUGUCCUCAAGGAGCUCGUCCUCCAACAUGCGUUGGUCCUCGCAAUGUGGGCUCAAGAUGUGGCACAGCUCCUCCACGUACCAUGUGGUAUUAUAAUCAAGCCAGCCGGACUUGCAUAGCAAUGCCCCAUUUGGGUUGUGGCGGGAAUUCAAAUCGUUGGUGUUCCCGUGUUGGCUGUGAACGCAGAUGUGCUCGUACUACCGGCUAAGAAUACAUAUAUUUGAAAUUUGAAUGGAUAAUAUGUAUAACUGCCUGUACUUUGUAAAAAUUAUUUAAAGGACUUUUUCCAUUGUUUAACCAAAAUUGUUUAUAAAUAAAAUAAAAUUAAUUCUAGCACUUUAAAACACUUAAA
Messenger RNA from Calliphora vicina (urban bluebottle blowfly), 470 nucleotides. Its product is annotated as PI-actitoxin-Afv2b-like. The transcript has 2 exons. The coding region runs from base 45 to 326 and encodes 93 amino acids. Lineage: Eukaryota; Metazoa; Arthropoda; Insecta; Diptera; Calliphoridae. The record is from RefSeq and is a predicted model, not a curated record. Gene Ontology annotation, molecular function: serine-type endopeptidase inhibitor activity.